This is a messenger RNA of Nicotiana tabacum (common tobacco), 1362 nucleotides long. Its product is annotated as putative protein S-acyltransferase 15. NCBI's taxonomy places the organism in Eukaryota, Viridiplantae, Streptophyta, Magnoliopsida, Solanales, Solanaceae. Gene Ontology annotation, molecular function: palmitoyltransferase activity. The record is from RefSeq and is a predicted model, not a curated record.
CUUCUCUCAGCAUUCCUGUUUUCCAUCUCAAAAAAACAUCAAUGGAACUCAAAAAAUUCCUAUCAAUUCACAUUUUAUGUGUGUUAAUUUUUGUGGGUUUCAUUUACUAUGUCACAAUAUUCAUUUUCUUGGAUGGUUGGUUGAGUUUACAGAGCUCAGUUGGCUCAUUGCACGCUUUGAUCUUCACUUUGGUGGCUUCCCUUUGUGUUUUCAGUUUCUUUGUUUGUGUUCUUAAAGACCCAGGUGGAGUUCCUUCUUCAUAUCUUCCUGAUGUUGAAGAUCACGAAGCUUCAGAUCAAGAAUCCAAAAGAUCUGGUUUGCUUAAGAAGCAAUGCGACAAAUGUUCAGCAUACAAGCCUCCCCGAGCUCAUCAUUGUCGUGUCUGCAGAAGGUGUAUUCUGAGGAUGGAUCACCAUUGUGCCUGGAUAAACAAUUGUGUUGGUCAUAGGAACUACAAAGCCUAUGUAACUUUAGUGUUCUAUGCAACUAUUGCUUCAACCUAUUCUUUGAUUAUAUUGAUUAGCAGUGCGCUUCAUAAGGACUGGGAUUUCGAUGAAGUGACUCCUAUCAAGCUAUUUUACAUUGCAACUGGUGUUGUAAUUAUCGGCUUAAGCUUGACACUGGGAACUCUCCUGGGCUGGCAUAUCUACCUCACAAUUCAUAAUAUGACAACUAUUGAGUACUAUGAGGGAAAGCGAGCGGCAUGGUUGGCAAGUAAAUCUGGCCUGAAUUAUCGUCACCUUUAUGAUGUUGGUGCUUGUAAAAAUAUUAGUCUGGUAUUAGGUCCAAAUAUGUUAAAAUGGUUAUGCCCCACUGCGGUAUCCCAUAUAAAAGAUGGACUCAGCUUCCCCACUUCACGUGAAUACUCAUAAUGCGUUCUCGAUCAGAAAACUUUCAGCAGCAAGUGUAAAUCUUAGUCCAAGGUCAUUACUUCAGAGGUCUACCUGUAUCUACUUCCUCUUAUUUUUGGAGCAAAACGUUGAAAAUCGAAGCAACUAACAACAGCAGAUUCAGAUGUCACUAUGAAUUACAAGAAUAUUUGCAGUUUCAACCUUGGUAUGUAUUGCCAUCGACACACAGUAAUCAACUUAGACAUCAUCAAAUGGCAUGUCGGUCAACUGCUGCAUCAUUCAAAACUUUCGGUAUAUGUUUGUCUGUUAAAGAAAUGCAAGAAGUGAACUUUCAGUAUACGUUUAUCUGUUAAAGGAAUGCAAGAAGCGAGAUUGUUGUACAGGAACUUAUGGUCAUUUUGUUACUACAUUUGUUAACUUUAUCCCCUGUAUUCUUUUGGUGGGAUACCAUGUUGCAUGUUAAUAUUGUCUUUUUUGAACGAGGUAGUGAAUUAGAUUAUGGUUGCUGGCA